Molecule: messenger RNA, 2497 nt
Organism: Patiria miniata (bat star)
Lineage: Eukaryota; Metazoa; Echinodermata; Asteroidea; Valvatida; Asterinidae
Gene: tcaim
Product: T-cell activation inhibitor, mitochondrial-like
Exons: 10
Coding region: 145-1626 (493 amino acids)
Cellular component (GO): mitochondrion
Source: RefSeq, a predicted model, not a curated record
AUAGAGGGCUCACUCUAUAAGCUGGCGUCGCGUACGGGUACGAAGUCGUAAUGUAGGUCGAUGUGUCAGGAUUCGAAAAUGAAUACAAAGUGCAUUAUUCGUAAGUCACGAAUGUCAACCAUAAUGUAGCAUUUGAGUGAGGACAUGUGGACCGUCAGACUAUUUCGAUCAACAUCAAGCAGGAGUUCAUUUCUUCAUCUGCCGCUGAACUUCCAGUGCAGUUUUCUGAGCAGUUCACAGACAGCAGAGGUAUUGAGACCAUUCAUCUUUGCAGUCCAUCCUGAUUUCUUUGGCCAGCAUCCCAAGGAACGAGCUGUGAAUGAGCAUUCUCUGAAGCAGCUGUAUGCACACCUGGAGACUAUCCGAGAUGAAUCGGCACGGGUGACACCCAAGGAUCUGACGUUCUACCUGCGCAACAGCCGAAGAGAACGGUCCUCCCAGCAAGGUCACUCUGUCUUCCGGUCAGUCACAGUCAGCCUGCUGAACAGAGACAUCUACACCACAGUCAACAACCUCCUAGAGACAUGCAGCCUGCCCACCAACAACCUGCAAGAGAUCUCAGCCAGUCGACCCCUUCCCUUCCCCAGACCCAUAGAGUGGCACCACUCCUACUAUGCCUACACCGGCAAGACCGACCCGUAUGCAGAGGUGAAAGCCAAACGCCAGCCAGCUAAAGAUUCUUUAAGAAACUGGUUGAGGACAAAUGUCCCAAUAGCUAGGAGAAAUCUUGAGUCCAGUCUCCCAAUCCGGCAGGAGACAGAGCGUCUCAAUGACAGUCUUAAGGAGCAACUGGGCCUGGAGGAGUUGAGAUGGAUGUCCCGAUGGGAUGUCAACACAUUCAGGGCCUGCCUGAGGUCCAUGGCUAAGCUGCGGCAGGGACACUCCCAAAUAAUGGACAAUUUAAGAGGAAAGAGACUAGUGUUUGGAAGCUUGACUGGUGUAUCAAGAGAGGGUCAUGUGAUGCUGAGCAAUAAAAAUGUGGAACAGCAGUGGCUUGCAUUCCUGAGCAGCCUGCCCCAGCAGAUGAAAAUCCUGGACCACCUGUCCGUAGCAGAGCGACAGCUCUCGGAUUUCCUAGGGGGCAGCCUGAGGCUGUCCAGGCACUGCUGUCGUAAUCUCAUGCCGGCCCAGACCUACCUGGCAUUGCUCCACAAGAUGAGCGGCGGGCUCCAGCGGUACCGUCGGACGGUGGAAGGCGAGCGUGACUGCCAAAGAAUAUCCAGAGGACUCCUGGCCGAUGUGGAAAUUAAUGUUGUCGGUGAUUCUGGUCGGAUGUACGUGUCUUCUAGAGGUGCACUCCAUGUGACCGCAUCCAGCCAGCCACCAGAGCUCAUCAACUUCCUCCUGGACAAUGGAUUCCGGGUCAAAGAUAUCAGGAGGCACCAUCAGAGAUAUCUCCUGGAAGAGAUUGCUGCCAUCCAGGCCUGCGUGGAAGAACUGGACCUGACCGCGUUGACUAAAGACGACUCAGUGACGGCCGAAGAAAUGGUGUCCUGCUGCAAGAGACUCACAGAGAAUCCCUUGGAGCUGGGCGUGUCCUUACGGGAUGCCAGCAUACGCGUGGGUCACGUCUACAUGGUGCUAUGGGGUGGGGAGCUAUGCAUACCCUGGAACUGGAAGGAUUGACCCUGGGGAGAGGGGGGGAGUUGGAGUGUUAAAACAGACUGUCCAUCCAUUUUACUGACUGCCAUAAUUUGUAACCAAAAGCCUGCCAGUGUGGACAGUGUGAUGUUACAAAAUGUUGCAAAAACAAUUUUGUCGUAGGGAGGGGGAGGGGUGUGUGUGUGUGCAAAUAUUUUAUUGAUAUUCUCAGGUCAGCUUUUGAAACCUCUCUUGGGGGGGGGGGCAUUAAACCAACCCACCCACCUCUCUCGCUACACCACCAAUAGCAUCUGAAAAUCAGUCACCAUAAGAAUGCCCUCCAGUUUAAAGCAGGAUAAAUACAAUUUGAGGUCUGCGUUGUAAAGAGUACAACUAUGAAGACGUUUGUUGAAACACCGUGUCAGAAAAGGAUGAAAAAGAAAACAGAACGAGAGACGUAUCUUCACAUUUCUCACACAUCUCUCUCUCUUUUUACCUGCAAAGAUGGAAAGAACUUAUGUUACAGAAUGUCUGGAUGCUUUUGGUUUUCAUCUGGCAUAAUAUGGGGGGGGGGGAGGGAAAUGGGAAAAUGUAUAUGUAUUCAAAGGCCAACAGCACCACACCUACUUGAACAUGUAUAAAUUUUGAAUAAAUAAUGUCUCUUUUAAAUGGUUGUCAAAUUAUAUAUUAAAGACUUUACUAAGGUUUGUUUGAUAUACAAGUCAAAGUGUGCUAAACAUUUAAGCAUCUAAGGGAAUAAAUAUGUGCUUGACUGGUUUAAAACAAGUAUGUUUUGGAUCGGGCCAUUAUCCGCAACCAGGCACCUAGCUGGUUUUAAACGUACUCGUUUAAUACCGGCCAAGCAUAAAUUUAUUCCCAUUCAUAAAUACCUUUCGAUCAUAUCUAGUCGAAACAA